ACUCGCUCGCAAGAGCGCCAACAGAAACCCUGCGACGAGCCAACGGGGCAUCUUGCACCCUGCUCACGACUUCAGCAGCCAUGGGGUUGAAGGGGAAGAAGACCGCCAAGUCGGUAUGCCGACGCCUCUACACCAUCCUCUUCGCCUUCCUGGUGCUCGGAGGUCUCAUCUUCACCUACGCGAUCUCGUUCCCUCUGGUGACGGACGAGUACAAGAAGAUAGCGUUCGGCCUCUACGGCGCCUUCCUGGCGCUGCACCUCAUCGUGCAGGGCUUCUUCGCCUACCUGGAGCGUCGCAAGAUGCUCAACGACGCGCGCCCGUGCUUCUUCACGAGCACGGUGGCGCUCACCGUGUCCGCCUACCAGGAGGACCCCGACUACCUGCGCCAGUGCCUCGUCUCGGUCAAGAACGUGUACUACCCGGCCGACAAGCUCAAGAUCAUCAUGGUCAUCGACGGCAACAGCGAAGACGACCGGUACAUGAUGGACAUGUUCUGCGAGAUCUUCGGCGACGAAGCCGAGACGUUCGUGUGGAAGCACAACUAUCACACGUGGACACCGCCCGAGAGCGGCCUCUCCGCCGAGGACGACUUGUACGCCGAAAUCGCCAUCGAGGACGAGCAGCGGCUGGAGCUGGAGGAGCUCAUCAGGACCAAGCGCGUCAUUUGCAUCAUGCAGCAAUGGGGCGGCAAGCGCGAGGUCAUGUACACGUGCUUCAAGGCCCUCGCCGGCUCUGUGGACUACAUUCAGGUCUGUGACUCGGACACGAAACUGGAAACGGAUGCCACCCUGGAGCUGGUGAAGGUGCUGGACUACAACAAGGAAUACGGGGCAGUCGGGGGCGACGUUAGGAUUCUCAACCUCAACGACUCUUGCAUCAGCUUCAUGAGCAACCUCCGCUACUGGAUGGCCUUCAACGUGGAGCGGUCGUGCCAGUCGUACUUCGACUGCGUUUCCUGCAUCAGCGGACCUCUCGGUCUCUACAGGAACGUGUUGCUGCAACAGUUCAUGGAGUCUUGGUACAAUCAAAAGUUCCUGGGGACCCACUGCACAUUUGGCGAUGACCGCCAUCUCACAAACCGUAUGCUGAGCAUGGGAUAUGCUACAAAGUACACAAGCCGGUCCAUUUGCUACUCAGAAACACCAGCACAGUACCUUCGCUGGCUCAACCAGCAGACGCGCUGGACCAAGUCGUACUUCCGCGAGUGGCUCUUCAACGCCAUGUGGUGGCACAAGCAUCAUCUGUGGAUGACCUACGAGUCGACCGUAGCCGGUAUCUUCCCGUUCUUCGUAACAGCCACAGUUAUUAAGCUCUUCUACACCGGCAGCAUCUGGGACAUCAUCUGGGUGCUGUGCGCCAUCCAGAUCAUCGGCUUCGUUAAAAGCCUCUACGCCUGCUGGCUGCGGGGCAACCUAGUCAUGGUUUUCAUGUCCCUCUACUCGGUGCUCUACAUGACGAGCCUUCUGCCGACCAAGUACUUCGCCAUCAUCACCAUGAACAAAAGCAGCUGGGGCACCUCCGGCCGAAAGAAGAUGGUGGGCAACUACAUCCCCCUGCUGCCACUGUCAAUUUGGGCGGCCAUUUUGUUGGGAGGACUCGCGUUCGCCAUCUACAACGAGACGCAGCAAAAACACGAACCAAUCGAUAAAGAUUACUUGAUCUAUGGGUCCGUAGCCUACAUCCUUUUCUGGAUCAUCAUGAUCCUCGCCUACUGGGUUUUCAUCCGGAAAUGCUGCAGGAGCCGCACGGACAACUACAACAUAGCCGUGUGAGUGGGCUACGGUGGCACUCCCAACAGGCGUGGAGUUCCGCGGAGGUGAAUUGACGUUCAUUGAGCCCAAACGAUCGUAUGUGAAUUGCGGCAGGGAUGCAAGUUACAAGAAACUCGUUUAGAAUGCUCAUUCUUAAAGGUGCACUCCUUUUGGAAGAGCAUUUCUUUUUUUGUCAAGUUCGUUUUGUGCAUUAUUUAAGUGAGAUUGAAUAACGCUGAUGGUAUCCGUUUCUUCAAGACGUUAUCUCUUCAAGACAUUAUUGAAGUGGAGACAUUGUUAAACCAAAGGCUUUCAAGAUGGAAAACGUGAAAAUAUAUUAGACUUUCUCAAAUGUACAACUCUGAACGGGUCCUUUAAGAUCCAUUGUUAUUUCGUUUGUACCACUUCCUUUUUUUUAUAUCCCCUACAGGGAAGCCCUAUUCACACCGUAUACUGGGAAAAUGUAUUAUCAUGAUAAAUUGUGGAUUAUUUUUAACUUUACUGUACAUUUGGAGCUGAACGGAAUGGAUGAAUUCUCCAAGGUUGUGUCUGCGGCAUGUAUGUUGCGGUGUUAUAAUGGUGUGUUCCCUACGAGAAAAUGCUAAAGUUUUGCCUCAACACAAUGUAGAGUGCAUUUUAUUUGAGAGGGUGCUGCAUGGGAGGAAUUUCUUGGUUUAAAAUUUUAAAACGCUUGAGUGGAUUGUGCAAUAAUGUCAUUUGCUACGAGUAUUGGGGAAUUGCAAAAUUGCCUGGUGCUAACUAUUUAACUUUACAGGUUGUUGCGGGUUAGUGUGGGUCGGUAAAAGGGACUCUGGCGACUGGUCCAUAUAGAACUCGCCACUGAGGUUAGCCGUGGACUGGGAAUCACAUUCGGGUGGCUGGGAUCGUAGUGCAGUCGAUGAGGAUAGCGUGAGGCAGCUUCAGCAGUAUCUGCUGUACUGAACUGUUUAAUGUGAUACGGUAUGAGGGAAUCCACAAACUAGCUUACGUAUACAUUUUUACUUAAAACUUUCGUGACUGCAGGAAUUUAUAUUCUGUGGUUCUUUAGGUAAAGUCGCGUAGAUAGAAAAAAUGAAAGUCAAUGAAAUACAAAUAAAACAUAUUAUUAUUUAUUUUAUUUACUUUAAUUGUGACUUUACCGGAAGAACCAAAGAAUAGUUUGCGCAUAUAUAUGUUAAAAAGUGCAGCUUACAGUUUUGGUUUUGCACAAAUACUAUCCAUGUGUGUUGAAUUAAACGUGCCCAAAAUGUUACUUUACAAAGCAAUAUAUUGAGAUCAAACGUAUUGGCUGAUGUAACUUACCUGCAUGAAAUUCACACUGUGCAAUAUUGAUGCUGUCAACAUGCGCUACGUUGCUGAUUCUUUGCCAUUCAUGAGCUGCCACUGUCAGCUCUGCUCUGAGAGCACUUGUUUUGAACAACGCAUCUCUUAUUCACUCCCGAUGUAUGUGUGUUGAAAUUAUUUUGCAUCGUCCGUACGCCAACCGUGCUAAUCGGAGGUGAUUAACUUGGCGUAAAUUAUUUCGAAAAUGUGGUAUUUGUACUGUGCUUAUUAAAUGCGCUAAAAAGGUUUUGGGUCCUAUUCGCAGAUUCGCACAAACUCAUUUCUGCCUAAUGGAGCGUGCCAUAUUGGUGAAUUGUUUGAGGUCAAAGGUCAUUUGCCACACGUGCAUCACCACCCAUUGUGUUUACAACGUCUAUCUUUCCUGGAUUUAUGCAAAGCGAAAUGUUGUAUUUGUUAAAUUAUUACGGUUUCAAUUGUUCGUACAUUUUAAUUGAUGUAAAAAUUAUUGUCAUUAUUAUACGGUAUUGUGUUAUGUUUAUCAUCGCGUAUACAUAUGCAAUAAAUCAAACGAAAACAAAGCUC
This is a messenger RNA of Lethenteron reissneri (Far Eastern brook lamprey), 3617 nucleotides long. Its product is annotated as hyaluronan synthase 1-like. Gene Ontology annotation, cellular component: plasma membrane. Lineage: Eukaryota; Metazoa; Chordata; Hyperoartia; Petromyzontiformes; Petromyzontidae. Gene Ontology annotation, biological process: polysaccharide biosynthetic process; extracellular matrix assembly; hyaluronan biosynthetic process. The record is from RefSeq and is a predicted model, not a curated record. Gene Ontology annotation, molecular function: hyaluronan synthase activity.